AAAGUGGGAGGGUAUUUGAGCUCAUAUCGAUGAGGGGAUUUGGCAGUUGAGAACCCCUGGAUUCCAUCACAUGCUCUCGCGUGUACCUCGCUGUGAUCGUCGGCAGUAAAUAACUUUCGUUGUUCUACCGUUUUAGGUGAAGCGAACCACCAAUUGAAUUCGUUAUUACCGAUUAUCCUGUUUAAUAUUCUUCAUCGUUUCAUAGAACAUCUGGAACAAUCAAACAAUCAAUUAAUCUAGAAAAGAGAAUAGGUAAGAAGCGACCAGGGGUAAUUUGCUCCCGCUUUUACCGAGCGACCCCUGAAUGUCAUCAAUCACCUGCUCUCGCGUGUACCUGGCAAUCAAUCUUCUUAUUACUCAGUAAACGAUUUAUGGAAUCGUUUGAAAUAUCCAUAACAUCGGACUGAACGAUUUGCGAAAGCAACACAUUACCUACCUAUAUCUUCAAUACUAAAUUAUACGAUUAUUGCUAGCGCGUUCUCAAGAAUAUAUUAUAUAGGCAGGGUAAUUGCUUGGCGGACGUUGUCAAAGCUCCACUUGUCCAGUAUCAAGUGAACAGAAGCUGUCAUGCAGCACAACAACGAACACAACACCACAUGCCCGUACUCCAUCGAUGAAACAAGCUCAACGCCGUACCUUGGACUGCUCUGCACAUUGAACCAUUCGUACUUCGGACAAUCCCUCCAAACCUCCAAGGGCAAGCUCGCAUUUAUGCCCGCAUUGAAAUCAGCGCAGCACCCGAAACACCUCCAAAGCACCGCAUUUUCCCAUCCAGCUCUAGCUCACCUACCACCAUGGUUCUCGAGCUCCAUGUCUGGGGCCCCGCCUUCUCUCUAGCGUCAAUUGACCCCCAUUGCUUAGCUGCAAUCGCAUAUCUCCAGCAGGCGGUUCCCAGGGGGAAAUGGGCAUUGAUAGCCACCAGCGAUCCAGCGUUAAGUCCCACAAGUACGACAUGAGGAUUUUGUCUUGGAUGAUCUAUCUAAUCGUGUGCUUCAGAUGAACUCCCUGCUUUACGGAACGGCGACAUAUGGAUUGGGGGCUUCAGAAACAUAUUCUACUACCUAGCACAAUACUCCUCGGGCGAGUGGGUUCUUGACGCAGGCCUACCAGAGCUGGAAGGCGCGGAUUGUAUAGCGUGAGUAGAAAAUUGGGCAUAGUGGAUGGCACAUUGAGUGGCUGCUAAUGUGAUGUGAUGACAGCUUCUCAUCUUUUGUUGAAUCGCACGGGCAACCCCUCAUCGAUCUCUCCCUCUACGUUUCCUCCGUCAACUACACCACAACCACUCGUCCAAUAUACAAUACCAUACAAUCAUUUCCACUCCCAUAUCUCACGCCUCCAGCUGUCCGAGCAGCCGCGAAAGAAAGAACCGCACAUUUGGGACUCUCCUCCCUCGACCUAGACACCCAAGAUGGAGAGCCCCAAGGAGAUGCAUCAUUCAUACCGGCAAGUCUACGCAAACGAGCAACGACGGUUACCAGCCUGAUCGCACAAAAUCCAGAAAUUACGGCCAGAAUAAAACUCGACGUUUUAGCAAAAGACUUUUUUGGGCCUCUGCAGAAACUGAAAGGAAAGAAAAGAUAUUUGCUGUCAAAUACGACUUUUUCGAGUCUCGACUGCUUAGCAUUAGGCUAUUUAUCCCUGAUGCUUGUUCCCGAAUUACCACAACUUUGGUUAGCACAGACGAUGCGGAAGAAAUAUCCGGAAUUAUGCGCCUGGACGGAGGAGCUAGGACAACAGAUCUUUGGAGGCCCUGCCGAUAUUGACGAUGCGUUCUUGACUACAAGAACGGAAGGCACAACAUCAAAAGGUGGUAAGAGCUCAUUGCCUUGGGAAGUUCCACAUACUGGAGGCAUGAUAGGGGUUGGAGGGGUGUUCUUGGGCAACAUUGCAGAUUCGAUACCUGUCGUUGGCCAGCUGAGGAGGAACACGCGGAUGCGACAACACGGUGGAAAAGCACCCGGUGACGAGCUGCAAAGUUCAAACUGGCAAAGUAUAACUACCAUUGGAAGCUUGGUUGCUGGUGUAGGAAUGUUCUUGGGUUAUAUGUUUCACCAGGGAUUCAUUUCUCUACCAGAAAACCCCGAACCUGAACGCAAUGGUACGGGGUUAGAUGGCUAUGGUGACGCUGGCGCUGCCCUUUCCAUCUAUGCAAAUCAUAUGGAUGCUGGAUCACAGCAGCAUAGAGGGGUAGAAGCCCAUGGUGCGCCUGUUGCAGAGGUCGACAUUGAUGUUGGCUCGAAUGGCGUGAAGGUCACGGAGAUUGUAAGCUGA
This is a messenger RNA of Hymenoscyphus albidus, 2271 nucleotides long. The record is from the annotation of a GenBank genome assembly. Lineage: Eukaryota; Fungi; Ascomycota; Leotiomycetes; Helotiales; Helotiaceae.